CGUACCAUUUUUCAACAAUUACGUUACUAGUGGUACAGUAAUUUAUCUAACAAAGCCCCGUCGCUAGUUGGUCCGAAGGCGCAGUAUCGCUCAGUUAGAUCAGAUUUUGUUUGGCAAGUUGUAGUUCUGGUGAUGGUAAAUUGUUUCAGGUAAAUGUUGAAUUGAGUGAGUUUACGUAUGCGGUAUAGUGGAAGUUGGUGAAUGCGUGCGCGACGCGGCGACAUGGCGACUGUGCCGCGAAUGUGCAGCGAGCGUGUCGCGACACCGCGACAUUGGUGCCAGCGAGCAGCGGUUGUCGAGUGCCGGCUAGCGGCUGGUGUUUGAGUCAGUCCGUCGGGCGGCUACGAGCGCGCGCGUCUCUCGCACCGCGUCCAGCGCGACAUAACAGACAAGCCGACAAGUCGACGAGCCGACGCCGCGAGCGUGAUCACGCGCCCGCCCGCCCAGCGCGCGCCCUCAACUUUAUUUUAAAAAUAAAAUAUUAUAACUCAAUAAUAUUUACUUUUACCGUUUACAAAGUAAUCAGCGUAUCGAGUUGAACAGUUACGAGUGUUUAUUUGGAAACUAUUAGAAUGAAUAAUUAGUAGUGCCGCAAGAACUUUCAUGAACUUUUUGUGUUGUUACCGAGGAUGUUAACCAAAAUUGCGUGUUUAUCCGAAGACUUUUAAACAUCAAAACGGGUAUUGAGGAAGUGCUUCGUACGGAAUUUAAAAAAGUGGUGGCUCGCAGCGCUGAUGGAGCAAGACUCGAUGGGGAGGGCGAAGAUGUAUCCCGGCUGACUCCUGGCCUGCAUCCGGAGACAACCUUCGACAUGAACGAUAUCCCAUCGAGCCCGUACACGUUGGACAUGCGCAGAAUGCAACUAUACUCCCACCAUCACGUACAUCCUACGGAGCUGUCGAUACACGCGGUGUCCACUCACGAGCUGCUGAAGCCCAAGGAUGAGCCGGUGUAUUCCUUAGCCACUCCUACCAAUUUAUGCUCAGUCGGUUUGCACCAUGCAAGUAGUUCGCCAUUUGACAGCCGAUUGUGCCUGGAAGGCAACGCGGCCGAAACAAAUAACUCACAGAGCGUCAAGGGCGAAGAGGAAUUGACUAGAGUCUACCAGACACUGACUCUCCCGACGCUAGCCUCUAGGGAAGAAUCUAGUUCGAACAACAGUAACGAAACUAAAAGUAAAUCAAAGCCGAUAACGCCUGGCAGUCCCGGCGGAUCCGAGGUUAAGCCCCAGUCUACCACGCAGACGUCGCAGGCGUUAACCAAACCACCGUACUCUUACGUAGCUCUUAUCACAAUGGCCAUACAGAACAGCCAGACAAAACGUGCCACUCUCAGCGAGAUUUACGCUUACAUCACUAAAGAGUUCCCGUUCUUCGAGAAGAACAAGAAAGGCUGGCAGAAUUCCAUCAGACACAAUCUCAGUCUGAACGAAUGCUUCAUUAAAGUGCCGCGGGAGGGCGGCGGUGAAAGAAAAGGAAACUAUUGGACCCUUGAUCCCCAAUGCGGCGAGAUGUUCGAGAAUGGCAACUUCAGGAGGCGGCGCAGGAUGAAGAGGCCAUUCCGCGCGACUCCAUACUCGAAGACACUGUUCGGGGACGGGUACCACGUCGCUCACGUGGCUCAGCAUGUGCCGCCGCACAUGCAGCCGCUGCCGCUUGGUGCACGAAACUAUUUUGGUUCCGCUUCACCGUACCACCCGCCGUCGUACCCCAGAUAUGAUGCCUCGUGGCUGACGCAGUCGGCGGGUGGGCUGGGGUACGCGAGCGCGUGCGGCUCGAUGGGCCGGAGCCCGCCGGGGUGCUCGCCUCACGCCAUCUCGCACCAGUCUCCCCCGGUCCCGGUCAAUCCAUUCACUACACAUCAGCUACAAGGACAGCUCCAGAGUCCUCUACAGCCGAUGCAAUCAAUGCCAAUGAAUACGUACAACCCUAUAGGAGUUACUAGUAUUGACGCAUCCCCGAGCCCUGGACCGACGUACGCCACUACAUCUGCUGGCGGCUUCUCUCCCAACCGGCACCACGACAUCGUCACCUCCACUGACGCCACCGUCACUAGGUUCUCCUUUUGGCCAGAAGGCGGAUCUCCAAGCCCGAACCCUGGAUACGUGCCCCCAAGCAGUUUCUCGCCCAACCGACGCCACGACGCGAUCACCUCGUCCGAGGCAGCCGGCGCGCGAUUCUCGUUCUGGACUGACGGUGAACUUGGAGUGAAGGAAGAAGCAUCGGCGAGCCUGAUUACAAACGCGGCGCCGUAUUCAAAAUGUUUUAUGUAAAACCAAAGCUGGAGGGAAACAAGACUAGUUUUUUGCACUGAGUGUUACGUGCAGGCACGGAUUUAUUUGUUGCUAUGUUUUUAGGUAAAACUUACGAUUUAAUGUUCGUACACUAUUUUAUUUGCAAAAUGGAACGCUUUUUAUGUCGUAGAGAAGAAUGUGAUUUAGCGAAUGAAUCAUUUUGCGAAUUAAACUUCCUGCGAUUACUGUUAAAAGGCAAUGUUCAUGCCUAGGGUUCCCAUAAUAGUAUCGAUACCAACGAAGUAUCGAAAACGUUAGCCGCUAAUAUUUGUUAAUGAGUAAAUAGAGAUGUUUAAAUAGAGUAGUAAGCAGUUUUUGAGUUUUUCCUCGAUACUAGACACUUUGAUAGCUUAUAGAAUCAAUGUUUUAGUCGAUACGUUUUGGUAUCGAUAGUGUUCGGGCCGACUUCGAAUAAUAUUCGGUGUCGUUAUUUGGGGUCGAUAUAAACUCAACCAUCCGGUGCAGAAUAAACUUAUUGACUGUGUAAUCUUGGUGUAGUGAUUAAAAUUUUUGUAAACGUUAAGCGUACAUUUAAAUUAGCGAAACAUUUUAAUUAUGUCAAGGAUAUUGAAUUUAUGAAAAUAAAUCUAUAAAUUGAU
Manduca sexta (tobacco hornworm) is the source of this 2892-nucleotide messenger RNA. RefSeq names its product forkhead box protein L2. The transcript has 11 exons. The record is from RefSeq and is a predicted model, not a curated record. NCBI's taxonomy places the organism in Eukaryota, Metazoa, Arthropoda, Insecta, Lepidoptera, Sphingidae. Gene Ontology annotation, molecular function: DNA-binding transcription factor activity, RNA polymerase II-specific; RNA polymerase II cis-regulatory region sequence-specific DNA binding. Gene Ontology annotation, biological process: cell differentiation; anatomical structure morphogenesis; regulation of transcription by RNA polymerase II. Bases 812 to 2272 code for a protein of 486 amino acids.